Danio rerio (zebrafish) is the source of this 1798-nucleotide messenger RNA. Lineage: Eukaryota; Metazoa; Chordata; Actinopteri; Cypriniformes; Danionidae. The record is from RefSeq and is a predicted model, not a curated record.
GUAGUGCGCUGGCCCUUUAAGGCCCAUGGGUGAACUGAGCAAAGUCACGCGAGAGCUCUAAAGGAGCAGCGCGAGGUUUCUCUAUGCGGUGUAAACAUCUGUUGUGAGACUGAGAAAUGCCAGCAAAGUCCGGUAACUUGUGAAUUAUUGCACAACGCAAGCAUGCAGUUUCUUAAAAAGCCCUUUUUAUGUGAGAAGAGAGAUGUAAAGGUCCAGUGUGUGACGGGAGGAAAACACAGUGUUGUUCAACUUUAUUGAAUUUCCUGCCUACAUCCAGCAACUUUGCAAAGCCAUUAAAGAGUUGUGGACCAACAUUCCACAGGCUACAAUCAACAUCCUGAUCAGCUCUAUGCAAAUGUGUUGCACCGUGUGAGGCCAAUGGUGGUCAUACCAGAUACUGAAUGGGUUUCUGAAGCUCCUCCUCCUUCAAUGAGGCUCCUCCUCCUCCUCCUUCAGGUAUAAAUACUGUAAUUUUCCCAUCAGCCCACCAGUGAAGACGAGCAUCAGACCGUCAGCAAGAAGUGAAAUCUGCAAGGACAGAACAUGAGUGAUCCAGAACCCUGCAGAAUUAAAGAUGAAGAUACUGAAGAGUCAGUAGACCCAAUUGAUGGAAAUGGGGAGACUGAAGAGGGUAAUGAUGUUAAAGCUGGGAAAAUAGCUCCUUUAAAGACAUGUGGUGUUUUUACUGUGAAAAACGGAGACAAAAAUCCUUUCACUUGCACAAGGUGUGCACAGAUUUUGGGAAACAAAAAGAGUCUAGAGAUUCACAUGAGGAUACACACUGGGGAGAUACCGUUCACGUGUACUCGGUGUGGGAGGGGUUUCUACCAAUUAUCAAACCUUAACAAACACAUGACGAUCCACACUGGAGAGAAACCGUACACAUGCACUCAUUGUGGGAGGGGUUUCUACCAACCAUCACUCCUUAAUAGACACAUGAGGGUCCACACCGGAGAGAAACCGUUCACAUGUACUCAGUGUGGGAAGAGUUUCAACCAAGCCACACAGCUUAAACAACACAUGAUGAACCACACCGGAGAGAAACCGUUCACAUGCACUCAGUGUGGGACGAGUUUCACCCAAUCAUCAGCCCUUAAUAAACACAUGAGGAUCCACACUGGAGAGAAACCGUACACAUGCACUCAGUGUGGGACUAGUUUCGGAGCCUCAUCAUCUCUUAGUAGACACAUGUUGAUCCACACCGGAGAGAAAACGCACAAAUGUGAUCACUGCAGCAAGACAUUUCUGAGUGCUUCACAUCUGAAGGUUCAUCUUGCAGUUCAUAGAAGCGAGAAGCCUUAUUCAUGUCCUGUGUGUGAAAAGAGUUUUACAUUGAAGUGCAUAUUAAAAAGGCAUCAGAAGAUCCACACUGGUGUGAGAGAGCAUCUGUGCUUUAAGUGUGUGAAGACCUUCAUGUCAGCUGCAGAACUGAAACAGCACGAGAGGAUUCACACUGGAGAGAAACCUUUCAAGUGUUCACACUGCGACAAGAGAUUUAGGCAGUCAGGAUCCCUGAAAACACAUGAGAGGAUUCACACUGGAGAGAAACCGUACAAGUGUUCACACUGCGACAAAAGAUUCAGUCAAUCUGAAAGUCUGAAAAGACAUGAGCGGAUUCACACUGGAGAGAAAUCGUACACGUGAUCGGUGUCUACAGAGUUUCAGACAGUCAGAGCAGCGUCCACACUGGAGAAACGCUGCACACAUGACAUCAAUGCAGCAAAGUGGUCUCUUGUGUUAAGAGAGUCUCACUCUGAACAUCAGAAAAUGCUGCUGUGAGAGAUUGAGUGUAGAAAGU